GAGGACUCGCAGACUCGCGGCAGUGAGCACAGCGAGCCCGGCCCGCGAUCGCUUUCAUUCAGCCCGCGGAGAGACCCGCGCGCAGUCCCGUUAUCGUCCGCGAUAAGCGUAUUUACGAAUGGGACGAUACCGCGACUCCGGGAAGCUGGUAGCCCGCUGAUCCGGAAUAGAAGUCUGCCGUUGUUCGCUUCGCGGUUGGAGAAACUCGGGGCCCCGAGCCUGGCGGCUGCGAAUUUGCCGGUACUUGUACGAGGCUCGAAAAUGGCAGACACGAGCCAGCAGGCGUUAAGCGAGCCACACACGAACGGAGUGAUGGACGGUUUGACGGAAGAUGAAAAGAGCAAGAUGAGACCCGCCGAUAUCGAUGCGGAUAUGAGAGAAAUGGAGAGGAGAAAGAGGGUCGAGAUGAUGAUGAACUCGCGAAUCUUCCGGGAAGAGCUGGAACGUAUAAUUGAGACACAGAUGAGGGACGGUGCUGGACCCUCUGGUCUCCUGCAACAGAUCUCCGAUAUGAUGGGCGCACAGGGGGCCCGAUUCAACGGCAAUGUGUUCAAAAAUUCAAAUUGCGUCUUGCCCAUCAACGACAUACGCGGCGUGGAGAGCAUGGGAUACGCCAAGGGCGAGAAAUUGCUGCGGUGCAAGAUGGCAGCGGUGUUCAGACUGCUCGACCUCUACGGAUGGACGCAGGGCGUCGGCGGGCACAUCACCUCCCGCCUGAAUCAGGAUCAGGAGCACUUUCUGGUGAAUCCUUACGGGCUACUGUAUCACGAGGUCACCGCCUCGAGUUUGAUCAAGGUGGACAUGCAGGGCGCAAUUGUCGAGCAGGGGACGACGAACUUCGGCGUGCACGUCACUGGUUUCCAAUUACAUUCGACAAUGCACGCUGCGAGACCCGAUAUCAAGUGUAUUAUUCAUAUUACUACUCCGUCCGUUACCGCUGUUUCCUCCUUGAAGUGUGGAUUGUUACCAAUCGGUCAGGAGAGCAUAGUGAUAGGCGAAGUGAGCACCCAUCAGUACAUAGGAGGUUCCGUCGAGCCGGAGGAACGGGAGAAGAUCGCUAGAAACCUCGGGCCGAUCAAUAAGGUUAUGCUCCUGACGAAUCGCGGCGCCCUUUGCUGCGGAGAAACAGUCGAAGAGGCGUUCUUUAACGUUUACAAUACCGUAGUCGCCUGCGAAACGCAGCUGAAGCUAAUGCCCGCGGGCGUAGACAAUCUAAGCCUUAUCAGCGAAGAAUCGAAGAAAGCUAUAUUCGAAGCGUCACGAAAACCACCGAUCCCUCAGCAGCAGAGUUCAGCGGUGGAGUCGUCCGCUCUCGCGGAGAAACUCGAGAAACGCUGGAGAAUCGGCAGCGCCGAAUUCGAGGCCCUCAUGAGGAUGCUUGAUAACGCCGGAUUCCGUACGGGCUACAUAUAUAGGAAUCCACUUGUAAAGGGAGAACCCCCGAAACCGCGAAACGAUGUUGAGGUUCCACCGGCCGUGUCGUCCCUAGGAUACCUGCUCGAAGAGGAGGAAUUGUAUAAGCAAGGGCUGUGGAAGGGCGGACGCAAAGGUACGGACAGAUCCCGUUGGUUAAAUUCGCCAAAUGUUUACCAGAAGGUUGAGAUCCUGGAAACUGGAACACCCGAUCCUAAAAAGAUCACCAAGUGGGUGUCUGAUGGAUCUCCUACCCAUAGCAGCACACCAGUCAAGAUAGACGGUGCUCUUCAGUUUGUUCCGAAAAAUACCAACCCAAAGGAGUUCAAACAAUUACAACAGCAGAUUAAAGAUUAUCGACGGGCAGAGAAAAUAUCGGCUGGCCCGCAAUCCCAUAUACUGGAAGGUGUAUCAUGGGAGGAAGCUAAGAAAAUGCAGGACGCGACUAUUAGUGGUACCGGAGAACAAGUAGUUUUAGUAGGAGCCGCUAGCAAGGGUAUUAUACAACGUGGUUUCCAACACAAUGCGAUGGUGUACAAGACACCUUAUGCCAAAAAUCCUUUCGACGCCGUCACGGAUCAAGAAUUGGACCAGUACAAGAGAGAAGUCGAACGCAAACAGAAGGGAGAUCCUUACGAUGAGUCACAAUCAGAAUCCGAGGCCUUGUCGUCCUUUAACAUCAGUCGUGCGACGCAUGAAUCCAGCACUGCCAAGAGUCCUAUUCAGUCACCGGUUUCUGUUACUUCGGAAACGGAGGAGGAGAGUAGAGACGAACCCCGAGUAUUGCGAAUAGAAACGAAACAAGUGCCUGCGCCGAGUCAACCCGAAGUUGUGUUAAGCGAUGUGAAUGAUGCUACUACAAAGUACCUUAAUGAGAUGCGCUACAGCAUGACUGAGCGACAAAGCGGUUACAAAGGAGAUUACGAACUAGUCAGCAAUUGCGGCAGCACGAGCAGCGAAUGUACGCAAACGUACUUCGGCCGGCGGCUUCUCGAACGUCCUUACGAUAGCCUCCACUUGGAGAACGUUAGAACCUCGACGACCGCCGAACUAAAGAAACCUCUUCUAAUCACGAAAACGCUCGUUAACAGUCAAGACCAGAUCAAGCCGAGAGCGUUCUUUCACGACAAGGCUCUCCUAAAGUCGCGCUACGAGGCGAGGCGGAAAUUUUUCGAACAUCUCGAACGUCAAAGGAGUUUAGCGGCGGACCCGGUCGCAUGGACGGAGGCGACGAGUCCGAAGAUUGUCGGGUCAACGUUUGAACAAAAUCCCGCGGUGGGUUCGAGUGAAAAUCCGCAUGUUCAUCUUGAAAAAUUGAUUGACGCGAGUACGAAGGAACACGCCGAGAAUCCGAACGGCGAGACACGAUCGAGCAACGAAAUCGCGGAACAUUCCGUGGAGUGGACGAGCAUCGCGCAGCCGAGUUUCGUUAAACAUGUUCAGGUGGAGGAGACGAGUCCGAGUUCGCGUAAUAUUGUGUCCUGCACGAACGCCGACAGUCAGACAGAGGAGGAAAUGGAACGUGAAAGGACUGAAUGUCCAACGGUCGAGACGACCGUUUCUAUAAAAACGGAGUCUUCAACACCUCGUGGAAAUAGAUCGGACUCUGUGGCCGGCACGAAUGACGAACCGCAACGGCAUAUAUUGGCAGCAACAACGGCGACGAAUACGGAAGCGACACUUGCGCGCAGCUGCGCUGAAGCAUUUCAGCGUGAUAAGAGAGAUAACGAGGAAGACUCGCGACUGCCGAGCUAUUUCUCUUUCAACAAUGAAUGGACCAUCGAUUCUUACAUGUAUGAGUGCGGCGAAGAUAAAGAGGCAUCGGCAGAUAGGGAAAUGAACGGGGAGUUGAAAUCGACGGUGGAGCUGAGGAAACAAAGCGUUCGGUCUUGGCUCAAAAGCUCCACGUGCGAGAACAGCUGGCCGAAUAGCCCGGAGGUCGACCCGUACGAAUCAUAUUGCAACGAUAUCACAAAGAUUGUCGAGAGCAUCGACGUGAAUAUCGCCUCGUCGAGGACGGAGCUGGACGCGUUGCCCGACACGGACACCUGUGUCAAGUACAAUCUUGACUCGACGAAUAUGAGCCUCAUUUACAGCCUGACUCCACCGGCGGCUGUUGACCAAGACGAGAGCUGCAACGACGAUACUUCGUGCGAUUUGGCGGAACGCUCGUCGGAGUGGCAGUCCGAUUCAACGAGAAGCCACAACGACGAGCCGUUGAGCGAUUACAUAUGGAUAGAACCGACGACGAAGACGGAGGUCGUCGGGUCCACGCAAAAUCGCAGGUCGUCGAGCAAAAGCAGCAGCCACGCGGAGAUGGAUCAGCCGUCCAUAUCCGAGAGCCACUCGGCAAGCGGUUCCGACAUACUAGAGCUGCCUAGCCGCACGAUCCGCGAACUUAAGGACAUCGACGGCGAGGUCUUCCUCAACGGGAUCAACGAAUCCGCCAACGAGAUCAUCGCCGAUCUCAACGCAUCCGAUGAAGCGCCGUUGAACGACUCUGUGGAAAUCGCUCGGCAGAUCAUCGCCGAAAUUAUCGAGUCCAUUUACGUACUGCUGCAUUUAGAUUCCUCGAUUUACGACCUCAGCAUCGUGAGAGAAAUCAUCCACAACUUGAUCGACAGUUACCAUCACGAGUGCUCGCUCGUGGGAUGUGCCGAUCGAGAGUGCGUGUCCGAUUUCUUCAAGACGGUCGACAAUGACGUUGACAAUAUUUGUCGUAUCAAAGGCUUUCUGGGGAAUCUGUCGUCGGACGUUGACGAUUGCGAUAAUCGGGAUUAUGAAAUGGAGGUACACGAGACGGAGGGUAGCGAAUCCCCCGCCGUGAUCGAGUUUUGCACCGUGGCGAAGAAGUUGCCGGUCGUCGCCAUCGAUAAUGGUGCUUUGGAGUUGAACUUUCGCGUCGUCAAAGUCUCGACAGACGAGUAUGCGGAGGUGUCGCCGGGCGUCCAUCUUCACCUGUUCGACAGAGGCUCGGUCGACGAUGAUCGCGGUAAAGCCAGGGACGGCAGAAGCGUAGCCGUGAUAAAAUCAGAGAUGGAAACGUGGCCGUGCGAUCAAUGCUCCUACUGCCGCGAAGAGGAGUCGAUGAGGGAGAAACUGAGUUGCCUGACGCCUAUAAGCGAGGAGCCGGACGAUGCUUCGCGCCCGCCGGACGAGGUCGUCCAUUCCGUCGCACCCGCUUUAAAAAAUCCUGUCGACGAGCAGUCGCGUCACUUGGAGGAUAUCAGCGAAGAGAGCGCGGCGAUAAAUUCCGCGAGGAAGCCCGUUUCCCUCGACGACACCUACACGAUCUCCGAAAUUCUCUCGGAUGACACGAACGAUCUUGAGGAACGGUGCGACGUUUGGGACUCCUCCAUAGAUUGCAUGUCGUAUUCGUACGAGACCAAAGAGUUCAUGCGCCUGGAGAAAGCCCUCGCGGACAACUCGCGAUUGAGCGCGUAACGCUCUGCUCGUCUUUCAGAAAGACGGCGUUAUGUCGUAUCUUAAUUCAUGAUUGUACAAUUGAAUCGCCAAAGAGUAUCGUUUUUCCCGGUGAGAAGGGCGAAACAUGUUUGACGAUUGACUCGUCAAUACAUGCGACCGUGUCGCAACAGCGUGUUGCUCUCACAUUUCUUUCUCUUAAUAUUCACGUGUGCGAGGAGCAUACAAUGUCGAAUGGUUUGCACGCCAGACCUUGCAUGCUACUUUGUGCACGUUUACUUAGCCCGUUUAACGCGCCGAUUUUCUGUACAUUUCCAGAAAAAAUGACAAAGACCUGUUCUGUAUGAGUACGCGCGCGUUAGAUGCUAAGAGACUUGCGUUAUUUUAGUAUCUGUUAAGUUUUGAUGAUUCUAUUUUUUUCUCAUAGCUUUUAUAACUUUACCGUUCCUUCGUGAACGAACCCUUGGUCUUUCCCUGCACGAUCGACUUUAACCAUAUCUGAAUCGAAAAUGAAAAUUUGACAAUUUCUUACGUGCAGAUUAACAUUGACAUUCUCGAAGUCUUAACGUUGUUUUCUAGUGUUUUGCUUUUCCGCCUAUUCUUUUUGUUUUUUCUUUUUAUUUUUGUCAAGUUAUGACCAACGUACUUGCUAUUAAAGACGAAGGAUAUUGUUGUUUCAUGCAAUGCACUAAUUUUAACGUUGUACUUAAUUUUUUUGAAUGCGACAAUAAGUUUAAUUGAUUGUUACAUUAUAUGAUACGCACUUACGCCAUUUCCUACUUACGCUAUUGUAACCAAGUUAACUUACAAAUGUUUAUAUAAUUCAUUUAUACAUUUUCUAAUAUCUACCGCAACAGCCUCAAGGUGUUUGAUGAUAUAAAAGUUUGCACAUUA
This is a messenger RNA of Vollenhovia emeryi, 5730 nucleotides long. RefSeq lists its product as uncharacterized. The coding region runs from base 262 to 4857 and encodes 1531 amino acids. Gene Ontology annotation, cellular component: plasma membrane; postsynaptic density; cytoskeleton. Gene Ontology annotation, molecular function: actin filament binding. NCBI's taxonomy places the organism in Eukaryota, Metazoa, Arthropoda, Insecta, Hymenoptera, Formicidae. The record is from RefSeq and is a predicted model, not a curated record. The transcript is spliced from 14 exons.